CGUCAGGGUACUUGUGUUGUUGAAGUUCGUGACAGACCAACAAGGCGACAAAAUGGCGAAGCGACGAUCAAAAGACACCUCUGAAGUUAGUCUGUGUAUUAAGUACCUCGUAUUUGGAUUCAAUGUGUUCUUUUGGUUGAUUGGAGCUGGAGUGGCAGCCAUAGGAAUAUGGGCAUGGUCAGAAAAGGAUAUGUUCAACAACAUCAGUAAACUGACUGGGAACUUCAUCCUUGAUCCUGCUCUUAUCUUCAUGAUUGUGGGUGGUGUCAUUUUCAUCAUUGGAUUUUUAGGCUGUGUUGGUGCCUUGAGGGAGAACAGAACUCUUCUACUCAUUUUCUGUGUUCUGUUAGGAAUCAUCUUCCUGGCAGAGGUAGUAGUCGGUGUACUGGGAUUUGUUUACAAGGACUGGCUGAAAGAACAAAUCACAGAACAGGUUAAGAAAUUCAUUAUUAACUACAGAGAGGACCCUGAUCUUCAGAACCUCAUUGACUGGGUACAAGAAUCAUGGUUGCUGUGUUGUGGCGCAUCAGGACCAAAUGAUUGGAAUUUAAAUCCAUACUUUAACUGUUCAUCACCAAGUGCAGAGGAAUGUGGGGUGCCAUUCUCUUGCUGCAAGGGGGCUGCAGGGGAGGUGAUAGUGAAUAAGCAGUGUGGCUUUGGUGUCAGGAAAAACGAGGCCACCAUGGGUGAGAAGAUCUACACAACAGGCUGUGUGGCAGCAGGAGAAACCUGGCUUAUGACCAACCUCAUUCCAGUAGCAGGUGUGGCUGUGGGGGUAGCACUACUGCAGAUUCUUGGAAUUUGCUUUGCACAGAACCUGAGAAACGACAUUGAAGCACAGAGAUCAAAGUGGGAGAGGACACGAUAACUAAAGUGUCUCAAAACUUCUUUAUCGCCCGUCCCGAUAAUAUCUGGCAGUGAAGGGGAGGGAUUGGUUUCUUUCCAUUUUAAUUCAGGUCUUUAUGGGAAAUUUUCCUCUGUAUAUUUUCUAUAUAAUCAUAUUGACAUUCAUGUUACAGUUCUGUAAAACUUUUCAAUUGUCUGAACUAUUUUGUCUCAAUAAUGGUCUCAUUUUGGGUGUUAUAUUAACUGAUGCUUUAGCUAUGCAUAUCUUGGAGACAUGAGGUAUAGAGUGAUAAUGUGUUCCUUUUGAAUGUAACGGAGUAAUAUCAUCUGAAUACAUAGUAAGACAUCACAUGAAAUGGGCCUGAGAAAGGGGGGUGUGCGCAAGUUGGUUAAUAAACAGUUUUAGAUUUUUUUAUUUAUUUAUUAUUUUUUUUAUUCAGAAUGUAAAUCAAAAAUCGCAUGUUCUUGUCACUCUUUUUGAUAGAAAUAUUGCAAUAAUCAAAAUCCAUAGCACAAUUUGAAUUUUACAUUUUAUUCAACUUGAAGUAUCAUAUCAGUCUGUUCUUGUAUGAGGUAUGACUUAAUUGAAGGACAGUUAGUACAGUAAACUAGGCUAAACCAAACCCAAAUUUCCUAGUUUUUAGCAAACUUGCAAGCAGGUAGUAUGUGAUGUAGUGCCACAGAUGAUUUUGGUAGGGCUGAUGCAAUUAUUCCAAUGUUCACCAGUUAAUAUUAACAAUAUUCUUGCUUGAUUGUUAAGAACAGCAUGAGUGUCUUUCACAUUAGUUGUUAUGUAAAAAACAAACUACCUUUAUCCAAAUAUGAAGAGGUGGUGUUGAGAGAUGCAGACCAGCUUAUUGCUUUUCAAGGUUGUAAUGGUUAACAUAAAACACAAGGAUCAUCCAAUUAUUUUUAUAAUUAUGUCAUUAUGUAAUCAUAAUUCAUUAUCAUACUAUCCUCCAGCACUGAGAUUAGAUUUCUCAUGUAAUUUGCUUCACUUUACACUGGCUAGUCCUUUCCAGUCAAAUACAACUUAAAUUACAUGUGUGAUUAUAUAUUAAUUUCACAAAACAAACUGUUGUUGUACAUUGCAUUUCCCUUUAGUCCUAACAAAUACUGCAGUGUAAUUAUACUUGAAUUUUAACUAUAUGUAUGCACAGUUUUUAUCAAUGUUAUAUGUGAUAUAGGUAUUAUAAAUAUAAACUUGCCUUUAACAAGUUACAACUUAUACUAAAACAUGUCUUGGACCAAGUGCCUCUUCAUGAAUUUGUUUUUGUUUGCUUUCAAUUAUCAAAGCUUUUUUGUAAAUUAUCAAGCAUGUUGUUUUUAGGCUAUUUAGUAUUUCAUAGCCACGGUCAAAUUGAACUUCUUUUCCCAUUUUGGCAGUAUGAUCAUUUGUCACCAGACACAGAAGUGCCCUUUGCAUUUUUGCCUUGGAGUGUGGUUUAAACAUUACUAUUUUGAAGUUGUAGCUGCCCAUACACAGAAAUAUUAACAUUCAUAAAAUAUACACUAGUAUUUCGUGUCUUAUUCUUGACAAUCAAAAUGUAUCAUGAUUAAGAGGUAUAUUGCUGGACUGUCCUGGCAUUUGUAUUGCAAAUGAAGGAGUUGGACAGUUUGCAUUGUUGGUUUUGUGAAGACAAAGGUACAGUGGUAUAUUGUAUUGUUCCAUAUUUUACAUCGUAGAAUAAAGAAUGGCACAUUUUAUAA
Molecule: messenger RNA, 2556 nt
Organism: Lingula anatina
Lineage: Eukaryota; Metazoa; Brachiopoda; Lingulata; Lingulida; Lingulidae
Product: tetraspanin-5
Cellular component (GO): plasma membrane
Source: RefSeq, a predicted model, not a curated record